AUGAGUUCCGCGUCCCGUAACAGCUCGAAACUUUCUAAACCCCGUCGUGAUGAUGUAGAUGAAGGUGAGGACAGAUCGCGUUUGACCGCUGUGUUAGAUGACGAGACUAACGUGGGGUCAGAGACUCCAGUAAGAAGCAGUAAACGAAUUCGCAAGCCUUCCUCAAAAGCCUUGGAAAUGCAAGAUAUACCCGAGGAAGUGCUGACUGACGAAGACGACGACGUAUGCGUCAAUGCUAUGAAACCAGGGCGAGCGACUACUCCGUACCCGCCGUCUGGCGUAACACCGCGGCGCAGACGAGCGGCAUCUCCUGGAGACGUUAUAUCGGUGCACGACAGCGAUUCUGUAAAGGGCGUUCCUUCGAGGCGCGGCAAUCCUUUCGUGGACGACGAAGCCGUGGAGUCAGCAGGCGACCCGUCUGAAAUCGAAGAGGACCAAGAUCGGUAUGAGAGCGAUUUCAUCGAUGAUCGAUCCGUCUCGACGCCAUUUCUCGGCCCACAGCUUGCGAAUGAGCUCGACGCGGAUUCCGACGGGGAUGGUCGACGCAAGCGCCCUAGGCUUGGGUCGCCCCUGUUCUUGGCGGCGAGGUAUGCGUUUAACGUUCUUCAGUCCGUCGUAUCCGUGUUUAUGGAUCGUGUUGUCGCCGAAGUCCCUCCCCCGUGCCGACCAAGAAACGAGAGCACGGUGAUCGCGCCAGACGCCGAGCUGACGAUGCGAGAGCGUCCAUUGUUCCUAGGUCCGGCUCGGGUGCUUGUAUUCGACCUUCGCCCUCUCGUGGGUCUUUCCAGCAGUCGGUUCCCGAUUCUCACCGCCCGCGACCCAGACCUCGAGCUGCGGGUACCACGCCCUCGUCGAAAACGUCUAAUCCUGAUGUCUCUCAAAGAGCGCCCGCGGCCUUCUGAAGAGGAAAACGACUCCUCUGCGGAACAUUCAGCCUAUUCCAACGGCCGCCGCAAAGAACCCGUCUGCUUGUCUUCCAAAGGGGAUUCAGCGGAUUCCUCUGCUGCUGUCAUUAAAAAGGAUGGCGGCGAAGGCGUCGAGAUUGAGCAAAACGAGGAACAAUACGAACACGAUGACGACGUUCCCAUGCCCGACGAUGACUGGCUUCGCCCGACUUACAAAGGAUUGCCGAAGUUGAAAUAUGUCUUACUUGAGAAGACGUCUAAGAAUCAGAAAGAGCGAUCGGAUGAUAGUUUGCUGUCCCCGGCGAGGAUCAAGGACUGCAUUGACAGGAGCGGCCCCGAUCAUCUUCAGAGCCGUCUAUUUAGGCUGUUGACCAUGAAACACUAUAAGCUGUACGCCAAUGCCUCCAGGAUAGAUCCGUCGUUAAUCAAGCCGUCGUCGACUGGAACGAGCACGUUCUUCAACGCAUCGCCUAGGAUGUACCGCCCUACUGAGCGGUCCCUGUCCAACAACGUCUGUUUCGUCAUGACAGGAACUGUGGCUUACUCCUAUCUCACCGAAGAUGCCGUCAACGCUACUUCAUACAAGACCACGACUGAUCAUCGUAUUGGUCUCUACCCUUUCGACGGGGAAUUCCAACGUGCCAUGACUCUUUUUGGCAAUUUGGCUGGCAAGACCUCCCUUAUUUAUGCUUUCCACGGAGGAGUGAUUCCUUUCACCACUCGUGUCAAAGCUGGAGACGAAGACCGCGGAAACAUCGUCGCGACCCCGAAAAAGGCCGGUUUAUUCGGUAAAGGAAUUCCGUCUCAGCCCACAGGGUCGAAUCCAUUGCUCUCUAACAUCAAACGGAAACAUUACCCGCUGCCGCUAGCUUUCGAUGAUAAAGUUCCGGUCUUCGAUGCUCGUCGAAAAGACAAAGUUUUCAACGACAGCGAUUGGGAUGAUCUUCACAGAUUCCCGAUCUGGACGCGCGACGAGGUCCCUCCGUAUUGCUUGGUGUCCGUAGGAUACACUGCGAAUACUUACCUUAUAUCCACUAACUAUUCUGCCAAUGCUGGCUCACCGUACUUGUCCCUUAAUUUGCAGUUUGUCGUUGUCCACAGCGAUCCUGUGUCCGCGUAG
Coprinopsis cinerea okayama7#130 is the source of this 2025-nucleotide messenger RNA. RefSeq lists its product as hypothetical. Bases 1 to 2025 code for a protein of 674 amino acids. The record is from RefSeq and is a predicted model, not a curated record. NCBI's taxonomy places the organism in Eukaryota, Fungi, Basidiomycota, Agaricomycetes, Agaricales, Psathyrellaceae. The transcript has 12 exons.